Messenger RNA from Aricia agestis (brown argus), 5550 nucleotides. RefSeq names its product ATP-binding cassette sub-family C member 9-like (gene Sur). Gene Ontology annotation, molecular function: ATP hydrolysis activity; ABC-type transporter activity; ATP binding. NCBI's taxonomy places the organism in Eukaryota, Metazoa, Arthropoda, Insecta, Lepidoptera, Lycaenidae. The coding region runs from base 283 to 5244 and encodes 1653 amino acids. The record is from RefSeq and is a predicted model, not a curated record. The transcript has 26 exons. Gene Ontology annotation, biological process: transmembrane transport. Gene Ontology annotation, cellular component: membrane.
UACUCGGUACUCCAGAGUCCAGUCAGUCGGCCGCGAGAGCAUGUGAAAGCCGCGCGUCCGUCGAUGGCUCGCCGCGAUUUCUCCUCACAGACACGACUAAACUCAAAAUGCAGUGAUGCCCCAACAUUGUAUGCUCGGAUUUCCUCGGAAAACUCACGGACGAAAGGAAAAUACAGUGCGAUCGGAUUUUUCACAAAGUGCAGUGUAAUUUAUAUUUAAUUAUUGAGAUUUCGUGAGCCGCGGCACGAAGGUGAAACUUUUAUUUUAUUUAAAGACUGCACGAUGGAGACAGUCUGCGGCGGUGGAGAGGCGACAUGCAGGGCCCAGGCGCUGUCGGCGCUGCUACACGCCUUCAACCUGUACUGCGCGCUCAUAUCCGCCGCGCUCAUCUGCUGCUGCGCUUCCAAACAUACAGGGGAGCCCCACAGAUGGCGCGGUCAGAACACGCGUGGCAUGGCAACCCUGGUGGUUGGAGUGGCGUGGCUUUGCGGCGCGGCAGGGGGCUGCCUGCGACCCCCCCACACGGUGCAGCUGGUGGGCGCGCUACUCGCCCCCCUGUCGUGGCUGGCCGCCGCCGUUCUCCACGUGGCCAUUUGGACCCGCAGUCUUACGGCCCCCAUACUCUACCUGGCCAUAUACUGGCUCCUCGCCUCCGCCUCUUCGGCUUCCAUCGUUUACUACUACGCGAUGAAAUCGACGAUGCCGCUUGAAGUGUAUGUCCAUGGGGUGGCAUCGACGCUGGCGCUCAUUGUAUCUGUUGUAGAUUUCAUCUGCUUCUUCGAUGAGAUAAGAAAGCGCACAUUCCCGAAAUCUUCACCAGAAUCCAAAAAUGAAUCUUAUAAAUAUAACGAUACACAUUUCUAUUCCAAAAUAACGUUCUUCUGGUUGAAUUCUUUGCUGUACAGAGGGUACGAAACUCCACUUGAGAAAGCUGACUUGGGUUCGACGCCUGAAAAUGAAAAAUCUAAGAAUUUUUACAACAAAUUCAAAUACGUAUUCAAUAGUCAAAAGGCAACCAAAGAUGACAAAAAACCCUCGAUGUGGCGUUGUUUCGCACGAAUAGUUUGGCCCAACUUUUACGUGGCGGGGAUUUUGAAACUUUUGGGUGACAUAGCUGGUAUCAUCCCAGCGGUGGGCCUCGGCGCCAUCAUACAUUAUAUAGAAGUCGGUAAUGCGACGUAUGAUUCUAAUGAGGAUGUAACUAUAACAGAGUUCCUGGGAAACGGUUAUGUGGUUUUGCUUGUGAUAACUUUAUCAUUGGUUCUCCAAGCGCUGCUGUCACAGAAUACGACGCACUUGGUCACUGUUGAAGGAACGAGAUUAAAAAUCGCAAUACAGAGCAUGGUGUACGACAAAUGCAUGAAAUUGGCAGCGUGGUCACCAGACGGGGAACCGAGUGAGGCGUCACCUCUACUUCCCAACCACGAAAACGACGCCACGUCUCAGUCGGGCCUCCUCAUGAACCUAAUGUCACAGGACACAUACAACAUCAUGUCUGCUGUUUGGAUAUCCCAUUACAUUUGGGCGACACCGCUUAAAGUAACUUUCAUACUAUAUUUUCUAUAUAGAAAGCUGGGUGUCAGCGCGUUGAUAGGAACGCUCGCUAGUCUCAUUCUCAUGAUGCCAAUACAAUUGUACAUCGGAAAGAAGAUGUCGGACAACUCCAAAGGAAUAUCCAAAUGCACAGAUCACAGGAUAUCGAAGAUAUCCGAAAUACUACAAGGAAUAAACGUUAUAAAAUUAUACGUGUGGGAGGAUCUUUUCAAUGAAAAAAUAUUGCAAUUAAGAGAAGUAGAGCUCCAACUUCUUAACAAGGAAUCCGUGUACUCAGGAUUUCUAACAUUUACGACACAGAUUUCGACGGUGCUGGUGGCGGUGACCACAUUCCUGGUGCACUCAUAUCUGGACAGCACCGUGAGCCUGACCGCGGUCAACGUGUUCGCGGCCCUCGCCCUCUUCAACCACCUCACCAUCUCCUUCCUCGUCCUACCAGUCACCGUCGUCAUGAUGAUCCAAGCCGUGGUCAGCACGAAGCGAAUCAGAGAUUUCCUGGAACUGCCGGAAGCACACAAUGUCCCAGAGGAAAAUGUAGACGAAUGCAAAAAGAAAGAUGAAUUUAGAAGAGAUAAGUUCAACGAGGCAUUCGUCGACUUUAGUCCCGAUGAUAAUCCUCUUUCAGAAAAAUAUGAGUCAUUACUCGACUUCCAAGACACGUCUUCGGACGCGGAUGAUAUUGAGUUUACUCUAGGACAGGAGUAUCUAGUCAGACUUAAAAAUGCGGCAUUUUCAUGGAGGAUGAAAGAGAACUUUUGGGUGGAAAUCGAUGAUUUGGAUAUACCAGCAGGUAAGCUUAUAAUGGUCGUCGGUUCGUCAGGCUCAGGAAAGUCGUCCUUAUUGUCUGCAAUACUGGGAGAGAUGUAUAAAGAAAGAGGAGAUGUAGAUUACAACAAAAAGUGUACCAUGUGGUACUCAAGUCAGACACCCUGGCUUCUGGAAAGAUCGAUCAAAGACAACAUCCUCAUGGAUAGCGCUUGGUGUGCGCGUAGGUACACGCGUGUAGUGCGGGCAACUGGACUGCGGCCGGAUCUACAACUAUUACCAGACGGAGACAGCACCCAACUCGGUUGUCACGGGACGCCUCUCUCGGGCGGUCAGCGAGUACGGGUAUGCGUGGCUCGGGCGCUGUACUCGCGCGCUCGUCUGUUGGUGCUCGACGAGCCGUUAGCCGCGCUCGACGCGCCGCUCGCCAGGCAGCUCGUAGCUCGGGCACUACUGCCUGCUGCCCGGUCCGGCCGCACUGUGCUGCUGGCCACCAACAGACUGGAACUGUUGCAUUACGCCGAUUUGGUCAUAGGCAUGGAAGAUGGACGAGUUACCGGUUUCGGGAAAGCGAACAAUUUGUCUGAUGGCAUACUCAGUGAGUGGGCCAAGUUGGCUGCGGAGGCGCGAAGUGCAGCAGCGCGGUGUGGAGCUGGCCCGCCGGGCGGCGCUGCCAGGGAGCGCUCACAGCUCGUCAGAACCAUCAGCCGCAUCAAACUGGAGAGGGAAAUUUCAGAGGACUCUAUUUACGUUCCUCAACCACUGGAAAUACGUGAUGUAGCCGGCGUAUAUUUGCUGUCUGAAGUGCCCUGCAUCGGCGGGAGUUGGCGUAGACCAAAGAAUUUAAGCCGCGUCGACUUCUCAAGGCAAAUUUCGUCGCCGGCAACAACCAUUCAGCGAUCUAAGUGGGGGCGAGACAUUCGUCGGGCCGUGAGCGCAGAUGCGUCAGCUAAACCGGAGGCAGGGCUGGUUCAGAGAAUCCUACAUCCACGCUCAUUUGGUACUUUACCUAGAUGGACACAGAGAUCACUACGCCGCUUAUUAAGUUCAGAUUCAAAUUCGAACGACAACGAUGUCGGUCCAGUUGAAAACGGUAUACCGGCCGAAGCCAGCGACGUAACAUUCACCUCGAUCACUGCGAACGGGGUCGAGACCACGGUCGUGCCCAUUCCAGGCGACCCCAGCGUGCCCACACAACCUGUUCUCACUCGGUCCAGUAUAUGGUGCUCAUACGGGCGCAUUUGUGGCUGGUAUGGAGGUCUGUUCGCGGUGCUGGCGGUCGCCGCGCGCGCGCUCGCCGUCGCCUCCGACUACUGGCUCGCGAGGCUCACUGCUGAGAAUGCGCAGGAGACCCUCUCUAAUGACAAGACGUUCAACAUGGUGUUGGUGUACGCGUGCUGGUGCGCGGGCGGUGCGGCGGCAGCGGCAGGCGCGGGCGCGGCGGGGGCGGCGGCGGGGGCGGCAGCUAGGCGGGUGCUGCACGAGCGUCUACUCCGCGCCACGCUGCACGCACCGCUACAUCGACACGCGCUGCCUGCCGCCGCGUUACACCGGUUCUCAGCUGACGUACAAGUUCUUGACAGGAAACUUCCAACAGCAAUGAACCGAUGGACACAGCUGCUCCUGCUGUGUGUCGCAGCUCUCCUCAUCAACGUGAUAACGACGCCAUGGUCGCUGAUCGCUCUGCUGCCGGCAGUCUUCUUCUAUGUUGCUCUACAAGCUGUCUACUUGAGGAAUGCCAGAGAGUUACACCACUUGGAGGCGAGUGCGGCGUCGCACGCGGUGUCGCUCGCGGCGCAGACGUUCGCGGGCGCGGGAGCGGUGCGCGCCGGGCGACUGCAGCAGCGACUGCGCGACAGCUUCCAGCGACACCUCGACGACACACACAACACACUGCUCGCGCUCAAUUCCGCGAACCGCUGGCUGGGACUUACUAUGGACCUAGUGGGCGCCGGCUGCGUGUUCGUGUCGCUAGCGACGGCACUGUGCAGCGGCAGUGCUGGCGCAGUGACGGGUCUGGCGGGCGCGUAUACGCUCCUGCUGCCCGUGUACCUCUCGCACUUGGCCAAGUGUCGGGCCGACCUCGACCUGCAGCUGUCGGCUGUGGAGCGAGUGGUCGCCGACACUGCGGUGCCGCAGGAAGAUUAUAAGGAUGACUGUCCAAUUCCGUCGGGUUGGCAAAGAAAUGGUAGAAUUGAAUUUGAAGACGUCAGCGUACAUCAUGAGCCAUCAACUACGUCUAUACUAAAGAAUAUCAACCUCAAAAUUGAACCAGGGGAAAAAAUGGCGAUAUGCGGCCGUAGCGGUAGUGGGAAGUCGACGCUACUGCUGACGUGCGUGGGCGGAACGACCGUACAGAGCGGGCGCGUGCUCAUCGACGGACAGGACAUCACCAGGGUCCCGCUGCGGGUGCUGAGACACCGCGUCGUCGUUAUGCCGCAGGAGAAUAUCAUAUUCUCGGGAACGCUGAGAGAGAAUUUAGACCCGCUUGGCGUGCAUACGGACGAAGAAAUUUGGCAGAGCCUGAAAGCCGUCGGGUUAUAUGACUUUGUUCACGCGCAACCGGCUGGCUUAGAGUGCGUGGUGUGCGGUUGGCGCGGCGGCGGGUGCGCGGGGCGGGUGGCGCGGGUGUGCGGCGCGCGCGCGGCGCUACACGCCCGCUCGGCCGCCGCGCUGCUAUUGGACGAGCCCGCUGCGCCACUCGACGCGCACGCAGAACGCUCGCUGCUGCACGCGCUAGCUGACAUUGCGCCUAACACCACGGUUAUUACGGUCACGCACCGCGUGUCAUCGAUCCGCGGCUACGACACGGCGGCAGUACUAGACGAGGGGCGGUUGGCGGAGCGGGGGGCGGUGCGCGAAUUGCUGGCCACGCCCACCUCGCGACUCACGCGCAUGUUAGCCGCCGUGCACGGCCCGGGAUAGACGAAAAUAUGCCUCCUAGACAAUAUUCACACUUAAGCUAAUCGCACAUAUUUAGUCAGCACCGUACGCGCCGUAUGCGCCGAACGCGUCAAACGCACCGCAUGCGACGCGUACGGUGCGAGGCUUCAUUUCAUACCACGAAUACUAAAAUGCUGCGCGUUCGUGCUGAUAAAUGUGCGAUCACCUGUAACAAUAAAGUGGGUAUCGUAUUUACAGACAGUAUCUCUGUUUGCUACGUAGAAAUGACACUUACUACCGCACUCAGAGUUCCAACAUUAUUUACUUAAUUGAAAUUAAUUCAAAAUU